This is a messenger RNA of Diaporthe amygdali, 1719 nucleotides long. Its product is annotated as 4-coumarateligase. The transcript is spliced from 2 exons. NCBI's taxonomy places the organism in Eukaryota, Fungi, Ascomycota, Sordariomycetes, Diaporthales, Diaporthaceae. The record is from RefSeq and is a predicted model, not a curated record. Gene Ontology annotation, molecular function: CoA-ligase activity. Bases 1 to 1719 code for a protein of 572 amino acids. Gene Ontology annotation, biological process: secondary metabolic process.
AUGGUCCUCAAGUCGCGCUGGAAUAUACCUAUCGACAAUAGCUCCUUACAACAAUGGAUCUUCGGCUCGUCAAAAGGUCCUCUUCCGGACCAAAAGACCGUUAUCGAUGCUGAACGUCCAGAUACUCAUUUCUUAACAUUCACAGAGUAUCGUCUCUUAGCAAAGCGUGUCGGGCUGGGGUUGCAGCAGGCCGGCCUGAAGCCUGGCGACAGAGUGCUAGUCUUCUCCGGGAACAAUGUGUACUUCCCGUCCGUGUUUCUUGGCGUCCUCAUGGCAGGUGGCAUAUUCACAGGCGCCAACCCAACCUUCGUAGCCCGCGAGGUCGCAUACCAGCUUCGUGACAGCGGCGCCACGUUUAUGUUUGCCGCCAAAGGCAGCCUAGACAUCGCAUUGCAAGCUGCGGAGGAAGCUGGCUUGGCGAAAGACCAUGUUUUUGUCUUCGAUGCAGAGACCGAAGCCUGGGCUGAGAAGCCCACACCCGGUGUGAAUGGCCGGCAGCAAGGCGCAAAGCAUUGGACCGAGCUGUUACAGGCCGGCCGGGCGCCGGCCGAGGCCUGGGACUGGGUCGAACCCUCCGAUGCAGCGAACACGACUUGCUGUCUGAACUACAGCAGUGGGACGACUGGAGUGCCCAAGGGAGUCGAGAUCUCGCACCGCUCAUACGUUGCCAACUGCACCCAGGUCUUGUACGUGGCAAAGUUGGACCCUGAGCACGACGUCAAGAGGGACAGGGCGCGGGCUCUCGCUUUCCUUCCGAUGUAUCACGCAUAUGGCCAGACCUACUUCGUCGCGAACUAUGCUCGUCAAGGCACCCCGAUAUAUGUGAUGCAGCAGUUCGACUUCAUGAAGAUGUUGCAAUACAUCCAGAAGUAUCGCAUCACCACAUUGGCCUGCGUGCCUCCCAUCAUCGUGGCCCUUGCGAAGCACCCUGCCAGCCGCCAGUUCGAUCUGAGCAGCGUAGAGGUUGUCGGAUCAGGUGCUGCGCCUUUGUCUCAUGAUGUCGCGACAGAAUGCCAGAGCUUAUUCACAAACGACGUGGCAAUAAGCCAAGGCUGGGGCAUGACGGAGACGACUUGCACUACCCUGGCCUGGGACAGUCGAGUGAAAGCGGCUGCUGGCGUGGGAGAGCUGUACCCGAACAUGUCCGCAAAGAUUAUGGAGCUGGACGGAAAGACCGAGAUCCUGGAGGCCAACAAGCCAGGCGAGCUCUGGGUAAGCGGGCCGACUCUGCUGAGAGGGUACUGGCGCAAGCCGGAAGCAACCCGCGAGACUGUUGUGACCGAUCCGGACGGCACAAGGUGGCUGCGGACCGGCGAUAUCGCGCACUGCGAAGAGUAUCGCACUGGGACGAUAUGGCACAUCGUCGACAGGAUCAAGGAGCUCAUCAAGGUGAAAGGAAACCAGGUCGCCCCGGCUGAACUUGAGGGCCUGCUUCUCGAGCACCCCGCCGUCGCAGACGUGGGAGUCAUUGGCGUGACCAUAGAUGGCGAGGAGGUGCCACGAGCUUAUAUUCAGAAGAAAGAUGGAGCAAAGGCGACGGAGAAGGAAAUAGCGGAGUGGAUGGCUGGCAAGGUGACCAGAUACAAACGCCUCAAGGGCGGAGUGGUGUUCGUUGAGGCGAUCCCGAAGAACCCGUCGGGAAAGAUCCUCCGAAAGAUCCUCAGAGAACAGGCAAAGGCAGAAGUUGGGGACCGAAAGCCAUUCGGAUCGAAGAUUUAG